AUGACCCUCCAGCCCACCAAGAAGGAAAAGAAGAAGCUCGGCGCCGACGCCAAGCCCAAGCGCAUCCUCGACGGCGUCUCGGGCGCCGCCAAACCCGGCCGACUGCUCGCCAUCAUGGGCCCGUCGGGGUCGGGAAAGACCAGCCUCCUCAACGCCCUCGCCGCGCAGGUUCCCAGGUCCAAGCGCCUCACCCUCAGCGGCACCCUCCGCCACGACGACGUCUCCGUGGGGCAGGACACGCGUCGCAACCGCAAGCGUCUGAACGACGCCGUAGCGUACGUUCAGCAGCAGGACGUCUUCUAUUCCCAGCUCACUGUUCGAGAGACGCUGGAAACCGCCGCCGCGAUGCGAAUGCCGACGUCUAAGUACACCCAAUCCCAACGAUCCGAAGCCGUGGACGACGUCCUGCGCGCCAUGGGCAUCGCGCACGUCGCGAGCUCCAAGGUGGGCGACGUCAAGACGAGGGGCAUCUCCGGCGGCGAAAAGAAGCGUCUCGCGCUGGCGUGCGAACUCGUGGGCGGUUCCCCUCACGUCGUGUGCUGCGACGAGCCCACUUCCGGACUGGACGCGUUCCAGGCGCAGCGCGUCGUGGAGUCCCUCAAGAAACUCGCGUCGGACGCGCGACGCACGGUGGUGUGCUCGAUCCACCAGCCGAGGGGCAGCAUCGUGGCCAUGUUCGACGACUUGUGCCUCAUGGCCAACGGGAGGUGCGUGUACCAGGGCGCGUGGACCGACGCGCCCGAAUGGUUCGAGCGACUCGGGCAUCCCAUCCCCACCAACGCCAACCCCGCCGAGUUCCUUGUCGACCUCGUGUCGGUGGACACGAGCUCGGACGCGAAGCAAAAGGAGAGCGAAGCUCGCGUCGAAGCGUUGGCGGCGGCGUGGGAGAAACGCGGGAGAAGCGCUGACGUGGACGCUGACGUGGACGCUGACGUGGCUGAACACGCGGCGGAACAGAAGACUGACGAGUCCGCGCCCGCCGCGAGCGCCAAUCGCCGAGCGGGUCUCGCCGCGCAGUUUUUCAUGCUCCUCAAGCGCUCGUGGCGGCAAGUCCGCCGCGACGGCGCCACGAACAAGAUCCGACUCUCCACGUCCAUGAACAGCGCUCUGGUGUUUGGAUCCAUCUUCUGGCGCAUGGGGCUGACGCAGACGUCGAUCCAGGACCGACUGGGUCUGCUGCAGGUCUCGGCGAUCAACGCGGCGAUGGCGGCGCUGAUGAAGACGCUCACCGCGUUUACGUCUGAGAAGGUUAUCGUCAACCGCGAGCGCGCAAGCGGAUCGUACGGGAUGUUGCCGUAUCUCGCCGCCAAGCUGUGCGCCGAGUUGCCCGUCGGCGCUUUUUUCCCGUUGGCGUUCGGCGCCGUGGUGUACCCGAUGGCGGGCUUGCACCCCCGUGCCGAUCGAUUCGCCAAGUUUGCCGGUUUGAUCGUCCUCGAGUCGUUCACGUCUUCCGCCAUCGGCCUCGCGGUGAGCAGCGUGGCGCCGAGCACCGAAGCCGCGGUGGCGAUGGGUCCCGCGGUCAUGGUGCUGUUCAUCGUCUUCGGCGGGUACUACGUCAACGCGGACAACGUGCCGAUGUGUUUCCGAUGGAUCAACAAGUGCAGUUUGAUCAAGUGGGCGUUUCAGGGUUUGUGCGUCAACGAGUUCGCGGGAUUGGAGUUUGAAAAGAGCGGGAAAAAAUACGGCGAUCAGAGCGACGGGGGCGUCGUGCUCGAGCGCCUCGGCUUCGUCGGCACCAGCGCGGGGGACGCCGCGCGCGAGCAGGUGAACGUGGCGUCGUUCUGCUACCUGCUCACGCUCUACCUGCUGGAGAAGAACGCGCCAAAGUUUCAGUCCAUGGAGCCGUGAGCUUGCGGUGAGAGUACGAACGCGAGUGGCGCUACGCUUGUCAAAGUUACUCGCAUCGGGACGCGACGCUAGAAGCCUGUACUCAUAAUAAAAGUGAACGAAUCGCGUCG
This is a messenger RNA of Micromonas commoda, 1958 nucleotides long. RefSeq names its product ATP-binding cassette superfamily. The record is from RefSeq and is a predicted model, not a curated record. Bases 1 to 1848 code for a protein of 615 amino acids. Gene Ontology annotation, cellular component: membrane. The transcript is spliced from 2 exons. Lineage: Eukaryota; Viridiplantae; Chlorophyta; Mamiellophyceae; Mamiellales; Mamiellaceae. Gene Ontology annotation, molecular function: ATP binding; ATP hydrolysis activity; ABC-type transporter activity.